Molecule: messenger RNA, 1347 nt
Organism: Purpureocillium lilacinum
Lineage: Eukaryota; Fungi; Ascomycota; Sordariomycetes; Hypocreales; Ophiocordycipitaceae
Source: RefSeq, a predicted model, not a curated record
AUGGGACGGGCGGUUGGCCCUCUGGACAAGCGGCGGCGGGUGACGCGCUGUCAGCCCUGUGCCCAGCGACGCAUCAAGUGCCAGGGCGGUCCCCCCUGCGACUACUGCGUCCGGACCAGCAAGACAUGCCGCCCCCAGUCCCCUCGCGCGGCCCCCAACGUCACCGCCAUCAUCGUGGCCUGCCACCCGCCUCCACCAAGCAGGAAUCGCAGUCCCCCGACGCCCGAUGACGCCCUGUUCCUCGACUGCUUUGCGUCAUUCCUGCAGCGCCGCUGCCACCUCACCCAGGCGUUUGUGGCCGCCGUCGCGACCGACCUCGCGCGCCUGGUGCACGAGUCGGCGCCCGUCGGCGACCUGGCCGUCGCCAUCGGCGCGCUCGACGCGAGCCGUCAUGGGGCGGUGAUGGCCUCGCGGGGAGGGCGAGAUGCUCGAUGCGCGGCUUUUCGUGCCUACGGUAGGGCGAUGCGCGGGCUGCAGGCCCGUUUGAGCGACCCUGAUGCCGUCACGGGCGAUGAUGUCGUCUGGGGCACGUUUCUGCUCGGCCUGUUUGAGUUGAUGGCAGAGGCGUCUGGCGACGGAUGGGCGACGCACAUGUUUUACGGCACGGCGCGCGUGCUGCAGCUUGCCGGGCCCGCGCGGGUAUCGCUGCAGCAGCGCCGGGGCUUGUUUGGUGCCUUUCGCGUCCUGGAGGCGACCCGGGUCAUCAUGUACGGCGAAGAGACGUUUCUCGCUGGCGAGGCGUGGCGAGGCGUGACAGGCGUGGAUGAUGCAGAGGCCGACUGUGCCGCGAACCCGAUGGCCGAAGUGCUCGAUCUCAUGAUCCGCGCGUCGUCCUUUAGCAAGCGCUUCUUUAAGCAAAUCGAAAGCAUCCCGCCCGGCGAACGACCCUGCAGCCCAGUCAUUGACGACCUUGCGCGGGAGGGACUUACGCUCUUCCGCACCAUCCACGCAUGGGACGCAGCGACCCCGGCGCAAAACCCGUUUGCUGACCUAGCCCGCGCCAACCACCUCGCGCUGGAGCUCUUCUUCUGCAAGAACUUUACCUACUACGAUUGCUGGCUCGGACGGCAAGUGCCGCGGCUGGAGGCGGGCGAGACAGACGCCCACGUGGAGGCUGUGCUGCGCGCCUGCGAGGCCGUGCAGCGGUCCAAUAUUCCGGGGGCGCUGCUCCUGUUCCCGCUGCGGAUGGCGGGAGCAAACACUGCGGAUGCGGACGCGGAUCGAAAGGAGCGCAUCCUUAAGCUACUUGGGAGAGUUCACGCGCAGGGGUUCGUGGUGGCUGAUAGGAUCACGGUUGACUUGCACGACUUUUGGCAGCAUGAGAAGCAGCUGGCGCAGGCUCGAUGA